Molecule: messenger RNA, 1534 nt
Organism: Pseudophryne corroboree (corroboree frog)
Lineage: Eukaryota; Metazoa; Chordata; Amphibia; Anura; Myobatrachidae
Gene: FGG
Product: fibrinogen gamma chain
Exons: 10
Coding region: 81-1379 (432 amino acids)
Biological process (GO): protein polymerization; blood coagulation; platelet activation
Cellular component (GO): fibrinogen complex
Molecular function (GO): signaling receptor binding
Source: RefSeq, a predicted model, not a curated record
AAACAGCAGCACCCUCCAGGCUUCACUUCAUUUGUGAGCUAUCCAACCAAGCAAGUGCAGGACAGAAAGGACCUGCUGCAAUGGCACGAUUAUACCAGCAGGGAGUACUGUUGCUCCAGUCUAUACUCCUCUUCUCAAGCACUUCUUCUGCCCUCGUACCAAACACAGAUAACUGCUGCAUCUUAGAUGAACGAUUUGGGGAAUAUUGUCCAACCACAUGUGGGGUUUCAGACUUCUUAACCAAAUACCACUCAGAAAUAGAUGUCCAGUUGGAGCACUAUGAAAGGCUUUUAGGCCAAGCACAUAACGAUACAAGUGAGACUAUUAUAAUUGUGAGAGACAUGGGAGGAACUGGCUCAAAGCCUGCAACAGGCCAACAAGUUUACGACCCUACUCAGAAGUCUAGAAGCAUGUUGGAUGAAAUUACCAGAUAUGAACAGACGGUUACAAAGAAUGAGCAAUAUAUACAAGAGCUGCAAGAAAUACUGAACUCAAAUACACAGAAAAUGUCAGUGCUGAAACAGAAGAUAUCGCAACUAGAAACACAAUGCCAGCAGCCAUGCAAAGACACUGUGCAAAUACAGGAACUAACAGGAAAAGAUUGUCAAGAAGUUGCUAACAAAGGAGCACGAGUAAGCGGCCUCUACUUCAUCAAACCUCUGAAAGCCAAGCAGCAGUUCCUGGUUUACUGUGAAAUUGAACCAUCCGGCAGUGCAUGGACUGUUUUACAAAGAAGACUUGAUGGCAGUGUGGACUUUAACAGGAACUGGAUCCAGUACAAGGAAGGAUUUGGAUAUUUGUCCCCAACCGACACCACAGAGUUUUGGCUGGGUAAUGAAAAGAUUCACCUAAUCACCACCCAGAGUACUAUUCCAUAUGUUCUACGGGUAGAGCUGGAGGACUGGAGCGGUCAGAAGAGCACAGCAGACUAUAACACAUUCAGAGUAAAUCCUGAAAAGGACAAUUACCGGUUGACCUAUGCUUACUUCCUUGGCGGUGAGGCUGGUGAUGCACUUGAUGGCUUUGAUUUUGGAGAUGAUCCCAGCGACAAGUUCUUUACCUCCCAUAAUGGCAUGCAAUUCAGUACCUUUGACAAAGACAAUGACAAAUAUAACGGAAACUGUGCUGAACAAGAUGGCUCUGGAUGGUGGAUGAACAGAUGUCAUGCCGGUCAUCUCAAUGGCAAAUAUUACCAAGGUGGUACUUAUUCUGAGGCUGAUCAUCCAGAUGGCUAUGACAAUGGUAUUAUUUGGGCAACAUGGCGCAGCCGAUGGUACUCAAUGAAGAAAGUAUCAAUGAAAGUCAUCCCUUUCAAUCGAUAUGGAACAGAAGAUGGACAGUUUCAGGAAACAAAGGGACAAAAGGGUGGAGACAUUUAAAUUGACAAAUUUAAAUAAAAGCACAAGAUUUUUGGGAUACGGAAUGUUGCAGAUCUUUGCAGUCUGUUAAAUUGCACUAUGUCCAGUAGAAAAAAAACCCACAUUAAAUAACAUUUAAAAAAAUUAAAAUAAAGUCUUUAUAUUUUGUUCCAAAA